AUGAACCAUAAUUCCCAACUGAUGGAAGAUUUAUCUAUAAAAAUGAAAAUAAUACACCAGUUUUAAAAUCAACUGCAAACUUUUAUUAAUCUUAUUCUGAUUGAUCUAAAUACAAUAAAAUAUAUGAAAGAAUUGUUCAUGAUACAAAUUUCUUAAUAUCACUUGGGAAUAUUUUGGUUCAAAUAAUGA
Messenger RNA from Paramecium sonneborni, 189 nucleotides. The record is from the annotation of a GenBank genome assembly. NCBI's taxonomy places the organism in Eukaryota, Ciliophora, Oligohymenophorea, Peniculida, Parameciidae.